This is a messenger RNA of Cryptosporidium muris RN66, 960 nucleotides long. Its product is annotated as DHH family protein. The transcript is spliced from 6 exons. The coding region runs from base 1 to 960 and encodes 319 amino acids. Gene Ontology annotation, cellular component: cytoplasm. Lineage: Eukaryota; Apicomplexa; Conoidasida; Eucoccidiorida; Cryptosporidiidae. The record is from RefSeq and is a predicted model, not a curated record. Gene Ontology annotation, molecular function: exopolyphosphatase activity.
AUGGGAUACUUGAAAGAAUUUUAUUCAAAUCUAUUGAAUAAAAUAGAAACAGAUUCUGAACUUCUUUAUAAUAUUGUUAUUGGUAAUACAAGUGCUGACUUGGAUUCUAUAUGUAGUUCUAUAGCAUAUGCCAUAUAUUUAUCAGUAACUAACUCUCCAUCUGAUCCUAACAAGAAAUUUCCUGAAAAAAAGUCAAUUCAUAUUCCAGUAGUAAAUUGUUCAAGACGUGAGUUAGAACUGAAAAUUCCAUUCAAGUUAUGGACCAGUUUCUUUCCUGAAAAAAUUGGUAAUGAAGAAUUACAACUAAUUUGCAUAGAUGACUAUAUAAUAAGCAAAAUAUUAUCAAAAAUCAAUGAUAAAAGUGAUGAAAGUGUCUUUAUUAGCCUUGUAGACCAUAACAUUCUUGAUAUAAAACAAAUAGAAUGGAAAUCGAAAGUUAGAAGAAUUAUUGAUCACCAUCAAGAUAACAACGAAACUCAAGCAGUUGAAAGGAUAUCUCCUGGACCACUUGUUGGAAGUUGUUCAAGCUUAGUUACUCAACUUUGGUCAAAUCUACAGAACUUUGAAAUUGAUACAAGUGUUGCUUUGCUACUACUUGGACCAAUAAUAAAAGAUACUAGAUGUAUAUCUAAAGAUUUGUAUAAUAAACGUUGGAAUAAAAUAGAUGAGGAGUCCUUUAACUUUUUAAUUAAAAAGUUGCAUUUAAACUAUCAGGACUGUUUAAAAUAUCUAGAACUUUUAUAUUCAGAAUCCAAUAAUUCCAAAUUAAUAUUAAGUCUAGAUAUUAGUGAUAUUUUGACUAUGGAUUACAAAUGCUUUUCAUAUUACACAAGUUCAUAUGAUAUUAUGGUUGGGUAUUCUAGUUUUGAAAUAAAACUAGUAGAUAUUAUUGAUCACUUUGGGUAUCAGCAAUUUUUAACUAAAUGUGUAAGUUUACUAUUAUAUUCGAUUAAGCUGUAA